AUGCGUCAGAGAUAUCAAGUGAAACAGCCACAACGCAGCCGUUCCUACGAAUCGGACGAUGAAGAGAGGGGUGCCUGCGAAUGGUGCGAAUACGCCCUGGUCAUCACCUUGGCUACGAUACUCCUGAUCGGAGUGUCCGCCCUGACCGUCUUCUGGGUGAUCUACUACCGGGAUAGCUAUGGCUGGGCCGAAACCGACCCAGAGAGACAAUUCAACCUCCACCCGACGCUCAUGGUCGCCGGGUUCAUUACCUUCAGUGGAUUUUCGCUGCUCCUGUACCGUAUCUGCCGAUGCUUCAGGCGGAUCUACGUGAAGUUGUUGCACGCGAUCUUCCACGCUCUGGCCUUCCCCUGCAUCGUGAUAGGGUUCCUCGCAGUCCUCGACUUCCAUAAUAAGAAGGGCAUCAACAACUUCUACUCGCUGCACAGCUGGAUUGGUUUCGUGGCUAUGGGCCUGUUUGGUAUACAGUACGCAGUUGGUUUCUUCAGCUUCCUGCUGCUGCUGAUGUGCAGCAAGGGAACAGCCUCGUUCCGUGCUUCACUGGUUCCAAUCCACGCAGCCUUUGGUAUCCUGACCUUCGUGCUCGGAGUCUGCGCUUGCCUCACCGGUCUAACUGAAAAAGCUCUAUUCACUCUUGGUGCGGAGAGGUACAGUGGGCUCCCGGACGAGGGCGUUAUUAUCAACGUUAUUGGCAUCACCACUGUGGCCAUUACAGCUGUCCUUAUGUAUAUCCUAUCGAGGGAUAAGUUCCGACCUCAAUUGCGCGAUAGGAGAAUCUCAGUCGACCUCUAA
Messenger RNA from Leptosia nina, 792 nucleotides. Lineage: Eukaryota; Metazoa; Arthropoda; Insecta; Lepidoptera; Pieridae. The record is from the annotation of a GenBank genome assembly.